AUGACAUCCAUAAUAAAAUUUCAAGCCAUAUCUGGAGCAAUGGAUGAAUCUCCUCCUUGCUUUAUAUUGCAGGUGGAUGAAUUUCGUUUUUUGCUCGAUUGUGGUUGGGAUGAAAAAUUCGAUCAAGAAUAUAUGAAAGAAUUAAAAAAACACGUACCUCUUAUUGAUGCAGUUAUAUUAUCUCAUCCUGAUCCCCUUCACUUGGGAGCUCUGCCUUAUUUGGUAGGAAAGUGCAGUUUGAGUUGCCCCAUAUAUGCAACCAUUCCAGUCUAUAAAAUGGGACAAAUGUUCAUGUACGAUUUAUAUCAGUCUCGUUACAACAUGGAAGAAUUUGAUUUGUUCACCUUGGAUGAUGUGGAUGCAGCAUUCGAUAAAAUAAUACAACUGAAAUAUAAUCAAAGUAUUGCCAUGAAAGGUAAAGGCUAUGGAAUCACCAUAACUCCACUUCCAGCCGGUCACAUGAUUGGUGGUUCCAUUUGGAAAAUAUUUAAAGUAGGCGAAGAAGAUAUAAUAUAUGCUGUGGAUUAUAAUCACAAAAAAGAAAGGCAUUUGAAUGGUUGUGAAUUAGAAAAAAUUCAAAGGCCUUCCCUUCUCAUAACUGAUGCUUUUAAUGCAACCUAUCAACAGCAAAGAAGAAGAGUCAGAGAUGAAAAAUUAAUGACAAAUAUAUUACAAACUCUAAGAAGUAACGGAAACGUGUUAGUAACGGUUGACACAGCAGGUCGUGUUUUAGAACUUGCACACAUGUUAGAACAAUUAUGGAGAAAUAAAGAAUCCGGUUUAUUAGCUUAUUCAUUAGCAUUUUUAAACAAUGUCAGUUAUAACACGGUCGAAUUUGCAAAAUCACAAAUCGAAUGGAUGAGUGAAAAAUUAAUGAGAUCCUUCGAAGGAGCAAGAAAUAAUCCAUUUCAAUUUAAAUACGUACAAUUAUGUCAUUCUUUCAGCGAAUUAUCCAAAGUUCCAAGUCCCAAAGUCGUAUUGGCGAGCACGCCGGAUAUGGAAAGCGGUUUUUCCAGAGAACUUUUCCUACAAUGGAGUUCCAAUCCUUUGAACAGUAUUAUUUUAACAAGUCGAACAUCUCCGGGUACCUUGGCUAGAGAUUUAAUUGAAAAUGGCGGAGACAGAAUCAUAUCUAUAGAAAUAAAAAAAAGAGUCAAAUUGGAGGGUGAAGAAUUAGAAGAAUAUUUUAAAAAUGAAGAGGAAAGAAGGGAACAGGAAAGGGAAAACGUGGACGUGUCAUCAGAUUCGGACGAUGAAUUGGAAAUGAUUCAAGUUUCGAAAGGUCGCCACGAUUUUUUAGUUAAAGAUUCGAAACCUCAUUCGGGAUUUUUUAAAACGAAUAAAAAACAAAACGCCAUGUUUCCAUUUUACGAACACAAAGUUAAAUUCGACGAUUACGGGGAAAUAAUAAACCCAGAUUUUUACAAAUUGGAGGGGGAAAAAGAAAAAAUGGACGAUGUUAAAGAUGAAGCCAUGGAUGAGGAAGAAAGAGUGGAAGAUCAAGAAGUUCCGACAAAGUGCAUAAGUUACACGAAAGAAAUAAUGAUAAAAGCUCAAAUACAAUUCAUUGAUUUCGAAGGGAGAUCCGACGGAGAAUCGAUACAAAAAAUUAUAAGUCAAAUCCGACCGAGACGAUUGAUAUUGAUCAGAGGAACUGGAGAAAGUACAAAAUCUCUCGUGAACAUCGUGAGCAAAUCGACGGAUGCGAAAAUAUUUGCACCGCAAAAAAAAUCCGAAGUCGUUGAUGCCACGACGGAAACAUACAUAUACCAAAUAAGGCUCACGGAUCAAUUGAUAUCUUCCCUGUAUUUUCAAAAGGGUAAAGAAGCGGAAGUUGCAUGGUUGGACGCUCAGGUACUAACAAAAAAUCGAAGUGCGGAUGCUAGGCCUUCGGAAGAAGAAAUGGAAAUUGACGAAGAAUUAAAAGAUGAAAUUUUAACGUUGGAUUUAUUACCAGUCGAAGACAUACCCGGACACGAAACAUCUUACAUAAACGAACUUAAAUUAUCGGAUUUUAAACAGAUAUUAAAUAAGAACAACAUUAAUUGUGAAUUUUCCGGGGGUGUUUUAAGGUGUUGUCACGGUUCGGUUGCCGUGAGAAGACACGAAGCGGGACGUGUCAUACUCGAGGGAUGCCUUUCCGAAGAUUAUUACAAAGUUAAAGAAUUACUUUGUCAACAGUACGCCAUUGUUUGA
Pediculus humanus corporis (human body louse) is the source of this 2196-nucleotide messenger RNA. Its product is annotated as Cleavage and polyadenylation specificity factor 100 kDa subunit, putative. Bases 1 to 2196 code for a protein of 731 amino acids. Lineage: Eukaryota; Metazoa; Arthropoda; Insecta; Psocodea; Pediculidae. The transcript is spliced from 2 exons. Gene Ontology annotation, biological process: mRNA 3'-end processing by stem-loop binding and cleavage. Gene Ontology annotation, molecular function: RNA binding. The record is from RefSeq and is a predicted model, not a curated record. Gene Ontology annotation, cellular component: mRNA cleavage and polyadenylation specificity factor complex.